CCAGGUAGAGAGUGAAGGGGAGGGAGGGGGGUCGUGAGGAGGGGAGAAACACUGCGGGUGUGUUUUUUGGGGGGUGGCCUCUCCAUCCCGGCGAACACCUUUCCUGGGGCUCGGCGCGCGCUCGGACGCACGGACGGUGAUGCUGAUGAUGAUGGUGGCGACGAUGAUGAUGAUGAUGAUGAUGAUGAUCGACGUCCGGCCGCCGCGGCUGCUGCUGCCGCUGCUGGCUCUGCUCGCCAUUGCGGGAGGCGGCCUCGGGGCGGACACGGAGGAGCGGCUGGUGGAGCAUCUCCUAAACCCAGCCCACUACAACAAACUGAUCCGUCCUGCGACUAAUGGCUCCGAGCUGGUUACCGUGCAGCUGAUGGUGUCGCUGGCCCAACUCAUCAGCGUGCAUGAACGGGAGCAGGUGAUGACCACUAAUGUCUGGCUAACACAGGAGUGGCAGGACUAUCGUCUGACUUGGGUCCCUGAGGAGUUUGAUGGGAUGAUGAAGGUCAGGCUGCCCUCAAAACACAUCUGGCUGCCUGACGUGGUGCUUUACAACAAUGCCGACGGUGUGUACGAGGUGUCCUUCUACUCUAACGCCGUGGUCUCCUACGACGGCAGCAUCUUCUGGUUGCCCCCAGCCAUCUAUAAAUCAGCCUGUAAGAUCGAGGUCAAGCACUUCCCCUUCGACCAGCAGAACUGCACGCUGCGCUUCCGCUCCUGGACCUACGACCGCACCGAGAUCGAUCUGGUCCUCCGCGCUGAUGUGGCCAGCAUGGAUGACUUCACGCCCAGCGGGGAGUGGGACAUCAUUGCCCUGCCAGGCAGACGGAACGAGAACCCCGCUGACCCCACCUACGUGGACAUAACGUAUGACUUCAUCAUCCGCAGGAAGCCUCUUUUUUACACCAUCAACCUCAUCAUCCCGUGUGUCCUCAUCACCUCACUGGCCAUCCUGGUCUUCUACCUGCCGUCAGACUGCGGAGAGAAGAUGACGCUGUGCAUCUCAGUGCUGCUGGCUCUCACUGUGUUCCUGCUGCUGAUCUCCAAGAUCGUGCCACCCACUUCACUGGACGUCCCUCUGGUGGGGAAGUACCUGAUGUUCACCAUGGUCCUAGUCACCUUUUCUAUCGUCACCAGUGUGUGUGUGCUCAAUGUGCACCACCGCUCACCCACCACACACACCAUGCCCCCUUGGGUUAAACUGGUGUUCCUCAACAAGCUUCCUGCCCUGCUCUUUAUGCGCCAGCCAAGAAACAGCUGCGAGCGCCAGCGGCUGCGCCAGAGAAGGAGGGCCCAGGAGCAGAAAGAGGGCGGGCGCAGCGGGGAGGCAGGGGCCCUGAUGGUGGGUCUCGGGCUGGGUGGUAGUGGCGGGAGCGGAGGGGGAACCACAACAGGGGUAUUCAGCAAAGAAGACAGUGACCCUUGUACCUGCUACGUGAACCGGGCGUCUGUUAAACAGUUUGGAGGGGAUCUGGGAGGUGCAGGGGGUGGAUCCUUGGAUGGUCUGAAUAGGGUGAGGGAGGGCAGGGAAGGGGGCUCUGGAAACGUGCCCCGGGGCCAACAAGCAGGGGGAGGUCCUGCUCUGACUCAGGCCCUGUUGGCCCAGGCCUGUCCAGGGUUUGAGGAAGCCGUGGAAGGAGUUCGCUUCAUCGCUAACCACAUGAAGAGUGAAGAUGAUGAUCAAAGUGUGAGCGAGGACUGGAAGUACGUCGCUAUGGUGAUCGACCGCCUCUUCCUGUGGAUCUUCGUGUUCGUGUGCGUGUUCGGCACGUUGGGCAUGUUCAUGCAGCCCCUCUUCCAAAAUUACACAGCCAAGACCAUCACCAGCACGGCGGGCUGAGCAUCCCCUCUCCCCAGCCACGAACACGCUGACGGACAGCUUCCCCCGACCAAUCAGCACAGCAGAACAGCAGAGGGCCAGAGGCGGGGAUGGUAGGGGGGAGCCGGUCUGGGGUUUUUAUUUUGUUGUAUCUAUGGAACCGGAACCAGAACUGGAACUGAACAGCAAUCACACCCAUUACCUUUAUAUAGUAACAUUUUUUGCAAUGAACAACGGAUUUUUCUUGUAUGAGGAACUAAGGAGAAGGCCAUCAUACACCUGCAGUGUUUUGUCCAGAUGUUUGACGGAAUGACCUCCCCUUUCUGGUGGAGGCGUCCCUCCCUGCUCUCCUCUUCAGCCAGUCAGGGAGCGAGGAUGCUAAGAAACCUCACGCCAGCCAAUCGACACUUUUCCUCCUGCUGCUGACUGCUUAACGACAACGUGCCCUCCUCCCACUAUGACACUUCUCAUCCACAGUAUCGACUGAUGUCAGUGAGAGCUAAUCAGAAAGGGAAGGAAGGUUCAUAUCAAGGUUCUUAUUUUCUUUUCCAGAAAUCCACUACGCCAGUGAACUCAAUAUAUUUUAUCAUAGCAUAGCAGCCUACCACAGUAAAGCAUUGACUAUAUAUUAUCAAGAUUUCUCUAUGUGUUAGCUCAUACCAGGGUCUAUUGCUGAUAGAGAGGCUACGGUGUGUUGUAUGAUUGUAUAGCUAUAACAAGAAUGUGAUAUAAACUGUACUACACAGCCCGUGGCACAUACACUAACACAAUAUGUGUACAAGCAACUGAUUGCGAAGGAAAAUACAUACAAGAGCCAGGACGCAUUAUGUGAUGAAGGUCAAAAGGAAAAAGAAAUAGAUCAUGCAUGAACAGUUUUUAUGCUUAAAGAGUUGUGCACAGCAAGUAGAGUACGGCCGUGCAAAGUUGGGGGAAUCUAAGCCAAGAUGGUGGACAGGACUUCCUAUAGGACGGUCAGUGGAAUAUGAUUUCUCCAAGAUGGAGUAUUUAGAGCUCUGGGGCAAAGAUCGGUAUCGGAAAAAAGUUUCAUGUAAAUCAAAAUAUAUUGGUGGAAGCAUGGAGAACAUGGAAAUGAAGCUGUUAUGUGUAGUAGUAUGUAAUUUCACAACUGCUUAUUACCUGUCAUUGCUGUGAUUAUCAGAUCAGAGAAAGACAGCGUCUCACUUGUUCUUCCUUUCUUUGUUUCUCUCCUCUCCUCUCCUCUCUGCUCCAUCUCCGGUGUAUCUAUUUUUGCACUGGAUUCUGUUCAUGUAUGUAAUGUGAAGAACAUAUGUAUAGAUGUAUGCGUGCCCCCGUACCCUAAGCCAUUAUCAUAUCUGUCAGAUGCAAUGUUCAGGAGAGCAUACUGUGCUCUCGCCCUCAUCCACCCUUUCUAUUAAUGUCCGACAACCUCCCUCCAGUUCUCUCCCUCUUUAUCUGGUCUUCCACAAACACAUUUUCUGACAAAUAGUCCAAUUAGAAAAACCUACAUCCUCUAAUCACCUUUUUCAUUUGGGCAGUUUUUUUUUUUUUUUAGCAUGGAACAGCUUAUUUUCGUCAUGUCCGCUAUGUUCCCAUGACAACCGAGCGAGAUGCAAAAAGGUUAUUUUUCCGACACGCAGGGACUUGGGGGGCGGGGGAGGAUUCAACGGGCAACACAGGAACAGCAGCGCGGCCAUCACUGAAGCAACCGUACCAGGCAAUAAGUUACAGAUGCAAAAUCACAAGCAGUAAUGGUUAAAAGGGGGCAAUACAUGAUGCUAUGUAGUAUAAACGUGACUGACUUCAAUACGAUGCUGCAGCUGAGGAUUAACGGACGGGAGGAAAAAAUGGAUAGUCUGACCACAUCAAGCACAAUCCAGGUAGUGAGUUAAAGCAGGAUGAACAGAGACAAAGGACUGUUGGUGUGGUUGUUACAGCAUAUGAAAGCCACUAUAAAUAUCUGAAGGAAAAAAAAAAGAAAUGCUGUCUAAUCCUCAGUCACUGUCACUCGCUUCCCCCUGCUUUUUACAGCUGCCAUGUCUGCAGCUCAGCACUGGACUGGGAGCUCUGUUUCCAUCUCUCUCUCUCUCUGUCUCUGGAGGAUGGUAUUACCCAGAGGGGGGGGGGGGUCCCCAUGCAGAUCCCAAACAAGUGUGAAAAGCCUAUCAGAGACCUGUGAAAACUGUAGGCCACACGGCUCCACACGGACAAAAGUGCUGCUGUCCUCUCCCUCUAACCUCUCCACUCCCUCCUUCCUCUCCUCUCACUUCCUCUCUCUCGUUAUAUCCUCGCCCCUCAUCUCUCACCUUCUCCUUCCUGACUCUCAAAUCUGCUCCUGUGCACACCUUAACCGGUCCAAUAAAGGUUGUAGGUUCAGAUUAACAAAAGUG
Hippoglossus stenolepis (Pacific halibut) is the source of this 4179-nucleotide messenger RNA. RefSeq names its product cholinergic receptor, nicotinic, beta 2 (gene chrnb2). Gene Ontology annotation, molecular function: transmembrane signaling receptor activity; acetylcholine-gated monoatomic cation-selective channel activity. Bases 140 to 1831 code for a protein of 563 amino acids. The transcript has 6 exons. The record is from RefSeq and is a predicted model, not a curated record. Gene Ontology annotation, cellular component: postsynaptic membrane; neuron projection; synapse. NCBI's taxonomy places the organism in Eukaryota, Metazoa, Chordata, Actinopteri, Pleuronectiformes, Pleuronectidae. Gene Ontology annotation, biological process: regulation of membrane potential; chemical synaptic transmission; signal transduction.